UUUUUUUUUUAAUUUUCUUUUUUGAAAGAAUCCUCCAGCCACCACAUCGCCUCCCCAGCUCCCACCACCACACAGUGCCCAGGGUUUGCUUUGUUUUUUACGAUUCUUCCCCCCAACGAAUCACUUGUCAGAUCAAUUUUAUCUCUUCGCCCUCCUCCCUUCUCCUCCCCACUCUCCCCUCCUCCCCCUCCGCAAACCCCGUUCUCUGAGGUUAGGCGUUUUACAAACCUUUUAUGUUGUUUUUCGAAUUGUGAUUUUUGUUUUUUUUAAAACAACACUCUCUCCCCCUCCACCCCCCACCCUCCAUGGCUACUCUUCCAGGCGUUCAUCUCUGCCCUUCCCCCGCUUAGGGGGGCGGGGGUAGGGGAAGAGAAAAUAAUACAAUUUCAGGGGAAGUCGCCUUCAGGUCUGCUGCCUUUUUUUUUUUUUUUUUUUUUAAUUAAAAAAAAAAGAGAGGGGGGGGGGACAGAAAACAUCAGUCUUGAACUUCUCUUCAAGAACCCGGGCUGCAAAGGAAAUCUCCUUUGUUUUUGUUAUUUAUACGCUGUCAAGUUUUGAAGUGGUGAGUUUCAGGUGAUCUUUAGAGGGUAACUGAGUAUGGAUCAUUUGAACGAGGCAACUCAGGGGAAAGAACAUUCGGAAAUGUCUAACAAUGUGAGCGAUACGAAGGGUCCACCAGCCAAGAUUGCCCGCCUGGAGCAGAACGGGAGCCCACUGGGAAGAGGAAGGCUCGGGAGCACAGGUGGAAAGAUGCAGGGAGUGCCUUUGAAACACGCGGGCCAUCUGAUGAAAACCAACCUUAGGAAAGGCACCAUGCUACCGGUGUUUUGCGUGGUGGAGCAUUAUGAGAACGCCAUUGAAUACGACUGCAAGGAGGAGCAUGCGGAAUUCGUGUUGGUGAGAAAGGACAUGCUUUUCAACCAGCUGAUCGAAAUGGCACUGCUGUCUCUGGGCUACUCGCACAGCUCUGCCGCCCAGGCCAAAGGGCUAAUCCAGGUUGGAAAGUGGAAUCCAGUUCCACUGUCUUACGUGACAGAUGCCCCCGAUGCUACGGUAGCGGAUAUGCUUCAAGACGUGUAUCAUGUGGUCACGUUGAAAAUUCAGUUACACAGUUGCCCCAAACUGGAAGACUUGCCUCCCGAACAAUGGUCGCACACCACCGUGAGGAACGCUCUGAAAGACCUCCUGAAAGACAUGAAUCAGAGUUCGCUGGCCAAGGAGUGCCCCCUUUCACAGAGUAUGAUUUCUUCCAUUGUGAACAGCACUUACUAUGCAAAUGUCUCGGCAGCAAAAUGUCAAGAAUUUGGAAGGUGGUACAAACAUUUCAAGAAGACAAAAGAUAUGAUGGUCGAAAUGGACAGUCUCUCUGAACUGUCCCAGCAAGGUGCCAACCAUGUCAACUUCGGCCAGCAGCCGGUCCCAGGGAACACGGCCGAGCAGCCCCCGUCCCCCGCGCAGCUCUCCCAUGGCGGCCAGCCCUCCGUCCGGACCCCCCUCCCGAAUCUGCACCCCGGGCUCGUGUCCACGCCCAUCAGCCCUCAGUUGGUCAACCAGCAGCUGGUGAUGGCUCAGCUGCUGAACCAGCAGUACGCGGUGAAUAGACUUCUAGCCCAGCAGUCCUUAAACCAACAAUACUUGAACCACCCUCCCCCUGUCAGCAGAUCUAUGAAUAAGCCUUUGGAGCAACAGGUUUCAACCAACACAGAGGUGUCUUCCGAAAUCUACCAGUGGGUCCGCGAUGAACUGAAACGGGCAGGAAUCUCCCAGGCAGUAUUUGCACGUGUGGCUUUUAACAGAACUCAGGGCUUGCUUUCAGAGAUUCUCCGAAAGGAAGAGGACCCCAAGACCGCAUCCCAGUCUUUGCUGGUAAAUCUUCGGGCUAUGCAGAAUUUCUUGCAGUUACCGGAAGCUGAAAGAGACCGAAUUUACCAGGAUGAAAGGGAAAGGAGCUUGAAUGCCGCCUCGGCCAUGGGUCCUGCCCCCCUGAUAAGCACACCGCCCAGCCGCCCUCCCCAGGUGAAAACAGCGACCAUUGCCACUGAGAGGAAUGGGAAGCCAGAGAACAAUACCAUGAACAUUAAUGCUUCCAUUUAUGAUGAGAUUCAGCAGGAAAUGAAGCGCGCUAAAGUGUCCCAAGCAUUGUUUGCGAAGGUCGCCGCGACCAAGAGCCAGGGGUGGUUGUGUGAGCUGUUGCGCUGGAAAGAAGACCCUUCUCCAGAAAACAGGACCCUGUGGGAGAACCUCUCCAUGAUCCGGAGGUUCCUCAGCCUCCCUCAGCCGGAGCGCGAUGCCAUCUAUGAGCAGGAGAGCAACGCGGUGCAUCACCAUGGCGACAGGCCACCCCACAUCAUCCACGUCCCCGCCGACCAGAUCCAGAGCCCCUCUCCCAGCACCCGUGGCAAAGGAGAGCUUAGAGGCGUUUUCUUGCCAGGCCUGCUGACCCCUGCGCCAUGGCCCAGGGCUGCCCCCCAGCAGCCGCAGCCGCAGCCCCCGCAGCCCGCGCCGCCGCCCCCGCAGCCGCAGGCGCAGCCGCCGGCCGGGCCCCGGCUCCCCCCGCGGCAGCCCCCCGUGGCCGCCCCGGCCGAGGCCGAGGACGACGCCCGCCAGAAGCCGCGGCCGCGCACCAAGAUCUCAGUGGAGGCGCUGGGCAUCCUGCAGAGCUUCAUCCAGGACGUGGGCCUGUACCCGGACGAGGAGGCCAUCCAGACUCUGUCCGCGCAGCUGGACCUGCCCCAGUUCACCAUCACCAAGUUCUUCCAGAACCAGCGGUACUAUCUCAAGCACCACGGCAAGCUGAAGGACAACGCGGGCCUCGAGGUGGACGUGGCCGAGUACAAGGAGGAGGAGCUGCUGAAGGAUCUGGAGGAGGGCGGCGGCGCGCAGGACAAGAACGCCAGCACCCUGUUCGCGGUGAAGCUGGAGGACGAGCUGGCGGCGGAGGGGAGCACGGACCUUCACGCCGACUUGAAAGACUGAGAUGCGCAAAUUAUUGCUUUCCCUCGGCAACCCCACUGGUACUGACUCAACACAGUGAAAAGUCCACCUGUCAUGCGCCCAGAAAACCCUCGUGGUUUGGCCAAUGAAUCUUCAGAAACUUGCACAAAGUGGAGAAGGGAUCAGACAGACUGCACUAACACGUUUUCCUCUGUUUUGCAAACUGCUCGGCAGCCCCAGGUGAAGCAUUGAGGAUUGUUUGGUAUGAAAAGUUCAAAUUUGUGUUCUCGAGAUGCACCGAGGUGUGUACCCCCCACCCCGUCAGCAUGAUACCAGUGAUUUUUUUUUCAAAAAAAAAAAAUUAUUAUGAUUAUUAUUCUGGAGCCUCAAACAAGCAUUAUAACUUCUGUGAUUAUGAUUUCCUUCCUUGCGUUAUUUCUGUAACACUCCACACACUGAUCUUUGGAAACUCGCCCCUUAUUUUAAAAGA
Messenger RNA from Pipistrellus kuhlii (Kuhl's pipistrelle), 3424 nucleotides. It is a transcript of the gene SATB1, whose product is annotated as SATB homeobox 1. Gene Ontology annotation, biological process: chromatin remodeling; regulation of transcription by RNA polymerase II. The record is from RefSeq and is a predicted model, not a curated record. Gene Ontology annotation, molecular function: RNA polymerase II cis-regulatory region sequence-specific DNA binding; DNA-binding transcription factor activity, RNA polymerase II-specific. NCBI's taxonomy places the organism in Eukaryota, Metazoa, Chordata, Mammalia, Chiroptera, Vespertilionidae. Bases 598 to 2976 code for a protein of 792 amino acids. The transcript has 12 exons.